Messenger RNA from Calliphora vicina (urban bluebottle blowfly), 2197 nucleotides. RefSeq names its product putative acyl--CoA ligase YdaB. The transcript has 3 exons. Bases 57 to 1721 code for a protein of 554 amino acids. Gene Ontology annotation, molecular function: long-chain fatty acid-CoA ligase activity. Gene Ontology annotation, biological process: fatty-acyl-CoA biosynthetic process; long-chain fatty acid metabolic process. The record is from RefSeq and is a predicted model, not a curated record. Lineage: Eukaryota; Metazoa; Arthropoda; Insecta; Diptera; Calliphoridae.
UUAAUUAGUCUAACACUUGGAUCAGUUAAGUGUGCACUCGACACAUAAUUUUCAAAAUGUCUAAUGAUUUUUUAAAAAUCAACUAUGAUCUACAGAAAAAAAUAUGGAAAUCUGAAAAUUAUCCUUACAAAAAUCUAACAAAUCGUACGGUGGGUGAAGCCUUUCUGCAGUCAAUGAGAUCUUUGGAACGCAACAAAGUUCUGGAAUAUCAUUAUGAUGAGCAGAAAGAAAAACUGGUAAAAGAUCUUUAUCAGGAAGCCAUUAUAGUGGCUGGAAAUUUACAACGUUUGGGUUUGAGUAGAGGAGAUGUAGUGAUUUUAUUUUCUGGUUACAAUUAUAUGACUUCGUCCUUGACAUUUGGCACCCUGCUAAUGGGAGGUGUGGUAAAUUUUUUUGAAGUUAAGUUAGAAAAUGAAAAUAUCGAUGAAAUGUUUGAUAUUAUACAGCCUUCCAUGAUUCUUUAUGAAGCUGUGUUUCUUGAAAAGAUUUUGAAAUCAUUGAAACGUCACAAGCCCAAAUCUUUGAAAUAUUUAUUUGCUAUUGAUAGACUUAAUACACCCAAUAUUGCAAAUGAACUUUUAAAAUCUUGUGAGUCUAUAGAUUUUGAUCAAUUUCAAUCCAUUGAAAUAGAAAACCCACAAUUGGAAGUGGCAUUUUUAGUUUUGACUUCUGGUACAACGGGUUUGCCUAAAGUAACACAACUUACUCACUGUUUACUGCUAAAUGGGGUCUAUGUAUGGUGGGCUAAUGCCUUUAAUUAUGAACCUCUUGAUAGCAACUCCUUGUUAUUUUCCUUGAGUCCUUUGCGCUGGAUAAGCCAAGUGGUUUUACUGUUACAAUCAGCCCUUUUGGGCAUUAAACGCAUUUGUGCCAAUAGAGCCGCCACUGGAGCCUAUGGUUUAAAGAUUUUACGUGAAACAAAACCAACACAUAUAUUUUCAGUUCCUUCAUUCUUCUAUGAAGUAUUACUAGAACUGAAAAGUAACGAUAAAGAAAGUUUGAAAUCCCUGAAAUACAUACAACUAGGAGGAGAGCCUCCCUCAAGUGUUAUAAUAAAUUUAACAAAGAAAUCUGCUGUAUAUUGUAAAUUAUUUUAUAGUUAUGGCAUGUCCGAAGUAUCCUGUUCCAUAACUAAUGAUGAGCAUAUCAGUGGUGGCAAAUUACAGCCUGGUUUCGAAAUGCAAGUUCUAGAUGAUCAUCUUCAGCCAUUGGGCCCUAAUCAAUAUGGUAGAUUGGCCAUAAAAACACCUUAUCCUUUUGUGGGCUACAAGGGACAAGAUAAUAGUAAAUAUUUUCUUGAAAAUGGUUUCUUUUUAAAUGGCGAUUAUGGUUAUUUUGAUGAAAGCAAUACCCUGCAUUUUUUGGCCCGUUUGAAGGACUUAAUAAAGUAUCAAGAUGUAUUAUUAAUACCCAAUUUAAUUGAACAGAUGGUUUUAAGUCUAGCUGAAAUUUCCAGUGUUUGUUUGGUGGGUUAUCGCCCUUCAGAAGAAGAUCCUAACGAAGUUGCAGCUUUGUUUGUUAUUUUAAAGGAGGGAGUAACUACUAGCCAUCAGGAUCUGUCUUUAAAAAUACGUGAUAUUUGGUCUCAAAAUUUAUCUGAAGAUCAGAUAUUGUUGAUACAUGAUAUUUAUUAUAAAAAAAAAUUUCCUUUGACCACGUGUGGCAAAAUUGAUCGCAUUGCUUUGAGAGAAUUGGCUUUGGAAAUGGCAGAGUUAAACUAAGCUCUACCGGAUUUAAACUAUCCUAUACAUUAUAAGUGACUUAAGCUUAACAUACACUAUUUAAUAAACCUAGACUCUAUUAAAUAUUUUCAAAUAAGAGAGCUAUAUUUCACCAAGUAACAAAAUUUUUGUUGAAAAAAAAUUUAGGUAAAAAAAUCGUUGUAGUCGAUGUCAAAUGAAUCCAACUUUUGAACAAUAGGUAAUAAAUUACAUGGAUGAGAAAAAAACACCUGCUUGGCCAAAAUAUAAAAUUUUGACCCCCUCUACCUUAGAGAGUUUUCGACCUAUCCACAGUGGGGCAGAAAAUAGAAAGUUUUUCUUUAAUGGGCCAGACCCACGAUGUCGAAAGAAAAAUGUGCCGAAAAAAAUACUCAGUUUUUAAAAUUAUUUCCAAUUGUUUUCAUAAAAAUUUGUUUGAAUAAUUUUUCUUUCGACAUCGUGGGCCGUUGCUCUGAAAUCUUUUGUAUAUUAUUGGU